Messenger RNA from Brachypodium distachyon (stiff brome), 1388 nucleotides. Its product is annotated as protein unc-45 homolog A. The record is from RefSeq and is a predicted model, not a curated record. NCBI's taxonomy places the organism in Eukaryota, Viridiplantae, Streptophyta, Magnoliopsida, Poales, Poaceae. Bases 146 to 877 code for a protein of 243 amino acids. Gene Ontology annotation, molecular function: protein binding. The transcript is spliced from 4 exons.
UCCCCUGCGCUCAUCGACAAGUCAUUCUCCUCCCUUGUUAACAUCCCCCAAAUUUCACGAGCUGUCCUCUCCUCUCCUCUCCCCCGAAAAUCAAAGCCCCCAAUCAAACCCAGAUCGCGGCUCGUGCAAGUUUCCGCGGCCGGCGAUGGCGGGCUCGGAGGCGGUCGAGAGGGCGCACGAGCUCUACAGGGGCGGCCGCCACCGGGAGGCGCUGGAGCUCUACACGGCGGCGCUGGCGGCGGCGCGGGGCCACCCCGCGCAGCGCAUCGCGCUGCACAGCAACCGCGCCGCCUGCUACCUCAAGCUCCACGACUUCCACAAGGCUGCGGAGGAGUGCACAUCUGUCCUUGAGUUGGAUACUGAGCAUGCUGGAGCUCUUAUGCUACGUGCCCAGACUCUUGUCACUCUAAAAGAUUACCAGUCGGCUCUAUUUGAUGUGAACAGGCUGAUCGAGAUAAAUCCGUCGUCUGAAGUAUAUCGGAACCUUCAUGCACGACUGAAGACACAAUUGGCACUAGCCCCGAUUCCAGAGUCUGAAGAGGAGUCCCUAUAUGGUGAAGACGACAAAGAAGAUCUGCCUCAAAAAGAAAAUAAGAACGAGGCUUUGGUCACUAAGUGUGAUCAACCUUCUACUAAACUGAUUAUCGAAAAGAAACCUCCAACUGAAUCUCCAAAGGUUGAUGUGCCUCCUAGUCUCCCUGCAAAACCCCAGGGUUGGGAGACCAUAGAAAAACCAAAGGGCCAUUUGGGACUUGAUUACUCAAAAUGGGACAAAGUUGAGGAUGAUUCGAGUGAAGAUGACGAGGAUGACGAUGAAGAUGACUUGCCUCAGUAUAAAUUCAAAGUCAGAACCAUCGGUGUGCGUCCUGUGAAGUGAGUGAGAUUAAAAAUAAGUUUAACCCAUGCUCUGUCGAUAGCCGCUUGACAGCAUCCCUACUAACUGAGGUCCCACUUGUUCAUUGCCAUCUCGAAAUGCUUUGGUGAACAAGUGUAAGCCUGCUGGUGUGUGUUUAACUGGAACUCAGGGGAGGGUGGAUGACAGAAUCACCAACAGCCCUCAUCUUGUGAACUGAAGCUCAGGUUUCAGGUUUUGGAACCUUAGCUGAGAAAUCCUCUCGUCCGUGGAGCACAUAAUCUUUCAAGGCAAUGGGCGGGUGGAGCACAGCACGUUAAUGCUGCACAAACCCCCUUUAGAUGCAAGCUAACAAUCUUAGUGCAAUGUUCAUCUUCGUAGAAUCCUACUAUCCUAGCCUCGUCAUUUUUGCGCGUACAUUGCGCAUUGUAUAUAAAACCUUUAUUUGUGUAGCCUUGAGACAUCGUUCUAUUGCUUCAGUCAGUAAUAUUGGUGCUCAUCCUUGCUGAUUUAGCAUGCACCUGUUCAUUUCUAA